Vespa crabro (European hornet) is the source of this 1804-nucleotide messenger RNA. RefSeq lists its product as uncharacterized. Bases 1031 to 1546 code for a protein of 171 amino acids. Lineage: Eukaryota; Metazoa; Arthropoda; Insecta; Hymenoptera; Vespidae. The record is from RefSeq and is a predicted model, not a curated record. The transcript has 2 exons.
CAGAGGCUGAGGCAAGUAAAAACGAGACGGACGAGAUAGCUUCGGUACGGCUACCUGCCAUCGACGAUUGCAUCGCUCUCGUGUCGCUUUUCAUUAUCAUAACGUUUACAUACGUUCGUACGGAAGUUGGCAAUUUAUUUCGAGUUAUUUGUUCGUACGUCGAAUGUCAAGAGAGAAAAAAGAAAGGAAAAAAAAAAGAAAAGAAAAAUAUGACAAGUCAGUCAACUUAUCGCGGCUAGAUCGGUUCUACAUAUCUUCCAUUUCAUUUUCUUCCGAACGUUCGAAAAUUCCUUGUCAAACAAAAUUACGCUUCGCGAUCGCGUUUGAGUUUGUAACGAAUAAAUCCAAAAAAUUUGAAAAGAAUAUCAAAGCACGGACACGAAUUUUUCCUUCUGCUCGUCGAACCUCUCGUACGGAAUUUACAAGCGAGUAAAGAUUUUCUAAGCGCUAAUAAGAUACGACAAAACUGACGAGAUAAACCAAUUACCUAUGUGUACGCAUGUUCUGUAUAACGAUAUGGCAUGCCAGUGACCCAUAUUUUAGGUAAUAAUUUAUUCCUUAAGGUCAGUAAUCAGUGGCAUUGAUUCUUCUAUAUUAUGUUCAUUACUCUCGUCGACACACUCGCGCUUUAAAUCUAAAAAAUACACACACACACACACAUAUGCACAAAAAGAAGAAAUUAUUUUCGUCAUUAAAUUAACACAAAGAAAGGCUCCACAUUUUGUAAUAUUUCUCGAACGAAUAUUUCUAUUUUAAAGUUUUGCAGUAGCAGCAGCAGCAGCAGCUUAAAAGAAUUUUAAGCAAAAAACAAAGCGCUUCAAAAAACAAUUUGGUCGCUAGGAAACUUGGCGCAGGUAAAAAGAAACAAAAAGAAGAGAAAAAAAGUCAAAAGGGAGAAAGAAAAAGGUUUAACCAAGAGAAACGAGCGUGUCAGUUCGAAGAAAAAAAAGGGAGAUCAACCGAGGAAAAGAACGAAAGAGAUAGAAGCAAUCGCGUAAACUAUCGUCAGGGUUGCGUCUAUUAACGAAGGAUGGUAUACGGAAGUAAUAGAAAGAGCAGCAAUGAUCGUUCCAAGUUACACGCCGUCAGACAACGUCGUCGUAGCUCGAAGAAUCAUGCUGGCUUGUCGUCCUGUAUACAUGGAUGCGUGGGUAGCGAAGGUUUACAAAAAAUAAGGGAUCACAUAAUGAAGGCCCUUGAUUUUGGCAUCGAGUCCGGAUAUCUCGUACCAACGGACGCAACCUGUAAGAUGUUGCGGGUAUCCUCCGAUUUAUUAGAAAAACGGCAAAGACGAAGAAAUGAGAAAACGAACGAGACGACGACGAUGAAAUACAGGAGGAAAGGAUCCGAGGAUUCUUGGAAUUUGCGUGAAAAAGAAAAUAAGGAAGUCGAACCGGUGGACUCAUCGACGAAGAAAUUUGAAGAAUGUUCGGUACAAGAAGCGAGGCACAAACGAAAAAAUUGUAGAAGAAAUUGUAGAUCUCGAAGUCGAUCGGAAGGAAAUCGACGCAGAUCUCGUAGACGUAGCAGAAGACGUGGGAGGUGAAAAUCGUUUUCUUGUAAUAUGAAUUUUCUACUUUUUUUUUCUUCUCUUGCCAAUCGCAAGUUAUAACCAAUAACAAACUAGUAAUGGUCAACGAGACCAAAUCAAUGUUUCGCAUGUAUGUGCAGUUCAAAGAACCCCGGGAAGUUGGGAGAAGACAAGGACGAUUACGAGCCAGACAAAAACUCCGGAAAGAAGAACGCUCGUAACGAGCGUGCGAAUAGCGGUUCGAGAAGUUCACGCUCGAAAACGCAGCAAAUC